GCGGAUGUUCAUUUCUAUCAGGAUGUAUUAUUUGUGAUUUACAUAACUGCAUUUUUGUACAUGGUAAAAACAUCUAUAUUUUCUGCAUCAGACAGAAAAUGUAAAAUAAUUUGACAAAUUUGUAAAAAUAAGAUGCGAUAAAAUUAAAUGCGAGUCUAAAUUACUACUUAAUAUAUGCUGAAAGGAAUUAUCAUACAAUAUUUAAACUUGAGUGGCUCAUACUCCCACUCAGCUACUUGUCAUAACAUACCUUAUUUGUCAGGGCAGGAAAACAGACAAAAAGUAAUACAAGGGAAACUAAAAACAAAACAUUUGGAAACUACAAUCGAUAUCUGAAUUCAGAAUAAACUAUACUGUAAUGGAUGGAAUACAGGCUGGUAAGAAAGCGGCUGCUGUUGAGGCUGUCAAUAACCAUAUUUCGGACAAUCAGGUGAUUGGUAUAGGAAGUGGAACAACAGUGGUCAGCGCUGUAGAGAGAAUAGCUCAGAGGGUGAAAGACGAAAAUCUGAAACUUGUUUGUAUACCUACCUCAUUUCAGGCAAAACAGUUGAUUGUUGACAAUAAUUUGGUUCUUGGAACUUUGGAACAGUAUCCUCAGUUGGAUGUAGCUAUAGAUGGGGCAGAUGAGGUAGAUAAAAACUUGGUGUGUAUUAAGGGUGGAGGAGGAUGUCUGACACAGGAAAAGAUAGUUGCUAACUGUGCCAAGACUUUAAUCAUUAUAGCAGACUCUAGGAAAAAUGUUGAAAUGCUGGGAACAAACUGGAAGCAAGGCAUUCCAUUAGAGGUUGUAGAUAUAGCAUACAGACCAGUACAGCUGCAGGUUACUCAACUACUUGGUGGGUCGGCAGAACUUAGAAUGGGAAAAAGUAAAAUGGGACCAUGUGUGACAGACAAUGGAAACUUUAUUAUAGACUGGGUGUUUGACAAAAAUGGAAACUGGCAUGAAAUAAACACAAAGUUGAAAAUGAUACCAGGUGUGGUUGAGACAGGUCUGUUUGUGAACAUGGCAAAGAAAGCUUACUUUGGCCAGCCAGAUGGAUCAGUAUUGGCAAGAGAGGCAAAACAGUGACUGCAGACAUCUGGUCUGUCUGCCAGUGAUAUGUCAUGAUGUAAAAACAAAAAUGUGUUCAUAUUUACAGAUAAAAAAUUGUUUUGCAAGGAAUGCAUACAUUAUUGUCAUAACAAUUUUGUUCUUUUCUGGAUACUUACACUUUCUUGUGCAGGAUUUCUUUGGCUGUAUGUGUAUUAUUUUCUCCACCUUUACACUGUAUUAUAACAGUAUUGCUUGAUACAUUACUAUUGCACUACAUACAAUCUUAAGUAUUUUUAAAUCCAGGUUACCAUAAACUGCUUUCCAUUUAAGUGGGUACUAGGUGUUGGUUCAACUGACAGUUCAUCAGUUCAUUAUUUUAUGUAGUUUUGAAUGCAGUAUCAAACCAUGCUAAUAUCAUUCAAUCUUGUCAACACUGGGGCCUCACUUUCUAGUAUUGCCAACAGUUGGGCCUCUCAAGAAAGCUUGAUUUUUGCCAUGUUUAGUUGAAACUUUGUCAAAAUUUGUGUUUCAGAGACAGCUAAUUUCUCAGGUAAUCUAGAAUUAGACAGAGUAUAAGCUUGGGUUUUAUACGAAAAGUCUUGUUUUAUAAUCUUUCUUUUCAAGAUAUCCUUUCUUAUUACAAGUAGCACAUUAGAGUUUAAAAGGUUAUAAAUUCUGGAUAUCAUCCACCAAGACAAUGCAAUAAGCAGUAAGACAGCUGGAAUGUAAAUAUGAAUGUUUUAUUUUUAUGAAUCUCGGUUUGUUAUUUAAUUAAAAUUAUAUAAUAUGUAAUAUUUUUUGCUAAAUUUAGAGAAUAGAAAUAAUGUAUGUAAUAAACGGAUAGUCGAUGUAUGUUAUGAACAGAAAGGUAAAA
Messenger RNA from Mercenaria mercenaria, 1907 nucleotides. Its product is annotated as ribose-5-phosphate isomerase-like. Gene Ontology annotation, cellular component: intracellular membrane-bounded organelle. NCBI's taxonomy places the organism in Eukaryota, Metazoa, Mollusca, Bivalvia, Venerida, Veneridae. The coding region runs from base 359 to 1069 and encodes 236 amino acids. The record is from RefSeq and is a predicted model, not a curated record. The transcript has 9 exons. Gene Ontology annotation, molecular function: ribose-5-phosphate isomerase activity. Gene Ontology annotation, biological process: D-ribose metabolic process; pentose-phosphate shunt, non-oxidative branch.